Molecule: messenger RNA, 410 nt
Organism: Suillus subalutaceus
Lineage: Eukaryota; Fungi; Basidiomycota; Agaricomycetes; Boletales; Suillaceae
Exons: 1
Coding region: 24-323 (99 amino acids)
Source: RefSeq, a predicted model, not a curated record
CGGUUGAUACCCCGAGCAGUUAGAUGUGGGUGAGUUUGGUUGGUUGGUUGAUGACGAUGUUGAUGUUAGAUAGAUGUAGGACAUGGACUGUGUAUAUUAGAUUAGGGGGGACAUUAUCUUACUUAAACUCUAUUGCUCCAUCUCUAUGGAAUAUCCUGCAUCCAGGAAUAUUAACCACUGCUGCGGCAUCACCAACCGCCAUGACUCGUAUCAUCGAAUGUGUACGUCACGAUACUCGUGAGUUAUACUCCCGUGUUUCGUGGAGUAAUAUAUUCCGAUUGAUGCAUAUACCACAACUAACUCGAGUGCAGAGGGCGGCGUAGAUGCACCAGGAAGUUGCCGGCCAGUACUGAGACUUAUUAUAGUUGGACGAAAGGGAAAGUCAAGCCAUGCUCGAAUCCUGAGUGAGA